AUGAGAUUGAUCAAGAUCUGUGGAAUACAAAGUAUAGAUGCCGCGGAAACAGCAGUGAUAAACGGCGCGGAUCUCUUGGGUUGUAUUCUCGUCCCUAAAAGAUCACGUACCGUGACGCCUGAUUUAGCGAAACGAAUUUCUCAGCUUGUACGCCAUAAACGAAGCAAGACUAUUGAACAGAUACUUGAAGGUAUAGCAAAGCGAGAUUUUGCCAGUUCAACUGUAUUGGAUUAUUUUGCAUUUUUGCAACACGAAAUUCUUCAAAAUGGUCCCUUUCUUGUGGGAGUUUUUCGAAAUCAACCAUUUGAUGAAGUGCUUCAUGUAGCUAAAGAAUUGAAUUUGGAUUUUAUUCAAUUACAUGGUGAUGAAAACAAAUUAGAGUUUAUCAAGGCAGGGAAAGAACACGGAUUCGGAGUGAUUCCAAGAUACGUUAUACCACAGCAGGUUGAAAAGUUGAAGUCCGAUAGUGAAGAGAUCAUGAAGUUGGGUUCCUUAAGUAUACCGCUUUUAGAUUCAGAUCAAGGUGGAGAGGGGAAAGUCAUUGAUUGGGAAUACAUCAAUGUUAAUUUGGGUUUCACAAGGUGUAUUUUAGCAGGCGGAUUGAAUCCGGAGAAUCUUGCCCAAACAGAACAAGUAAACAAUGUGAUUGGGUAUGACGUAAGUGGUGGUGUAGAGACUAAUGGUGAGAAGGAUAUGGUCAAAAUUGCACAGUUUAUUGCAAGAGGUAAAGCUAUAUAG
Messenger RNA from Lodderomyces oxycetoniae, 738 nucleotides. RefSeq names its product phosphoribosylanthranilate isomerase (gene TRP1). Gene Ontology annotation, molecular function: phosphoribosylanthranilate isomerase activity. Gene Ontology annotation, biological process: L-tryptophan biosynthetic process. The transcript has a single exon. Lineage: Eukaryota; Fungi; Ascomycota; Pichiomycetes; Serinales; Debaryomycetaceae. The record is from RefSeq and is a predicted model, not a curated record. The coding region runs from base 1 to 738 and encodes 245 amino acids.